AUGCACAGAACAAUCCCCACAACAAAGAACUGUCCAGUCCAAAAUGUCAAUAGUGCCAAGAUUGAGAAACCCUUCCCUAGCCUAGAAUCAAAUUUGAAAGUUUAUCAUUUAAAAUAUAGUAUUUGCCUCUUUCUUCCAUCUUUCCAUGCUGCCAUAAUGGUGUGCAUGAAUGUGCUGGGUGAUACUCUCAAAAGUAUCAGCAAUGCUGAAAAGAGAGGCAAAUACCAGGUGCUUAUAAGGCUGUGCUCCAAAGUCAUCAUCAGGUUUCUAAUUGUGAGGAUGAAGCAUGGUUACAUUGGCGAAUUUUAA
This is a messenger RNA of Rangifer tarandus platyrhynchus (Svalbard reindeer), 309 nucleotides long. The record is from the annotation of a GenBank genome assembly. NCBI's taxonomy places the organism in Eukaryota, Metazoa, Chordata, Mammalia, Artiodactyla, Cervidae.